UCUGCUUUCUCUACAAGGGAAUGGUUGAAAUGUCUUUAAAGUACUUAUUAAAAGGUGUAUUGGCCACCGGGGAGCGGGGAAGAGGGGCGCGGGAGACGAGCACUAAGAUGGCCGCUCCGGCUCGGGCUGUUGUCAGAUGCUUCAAAUGUUAUGAACAGAGACUUGUUUGGAUUAUGUGUUUCUCAGCUAGACUAAAUAAAUUCUAACAAUGGAUAAGUGCAAACACAUUGGGCAGUUGCGGCUUGCUCAAGACCAUUCCUUCCUCAACGCUCAGAAAUGGCAUUGUGUGGACUGCAGUACAGCUGAGUCUAUUUGGGCUUGUCUUAGCUGUUCCCAUGUGGCCUGUGGAAGAUACGUUGAAGAACAUGCACUCAAGCACUUUCAAGAAAGCAGUCAUCCUGUUGCAUUGGAGGUGAACGAGGUGUAUGUUUUUUGUUACCUUUGUGAUGAUUAUGUUCUUAAUGAUAAUGCAAUUGGAGACCUGAAGUUACUACGAAGUACAUUAAGUGCAAUCAAAAGUCAAAAUGAUCACUGCACCACUCGUAGUGGAAGGGUUUUACGGUCUAUGGGUACAAGUGAUGAUUCUUAUUUCUUACAUGAUGGCACCCAAUCUCUGCUUCAAAAUGAAGAUCAAAUGUAUACUGCUCUUUGGCACAGGAGAAGGAUACUAAUGGGUAAAAUCUUUCGAACUUGGUUUGAACAGUCACCCACUGGAAGAAAAAGGCAAGAACAAUUUCAGCAAAAAAUAGCAAAAAGAGAAGUGAAGAAAAGACGGCAAGAAUUAGAGUAUCAAGUUAAAGCAGAAUUGGAAAGUACGCCUCCAAGAAAGAGUUUACGUUUGCAGGGUCUAGCUGAGUCCACCACGAUAGAAAUAGUUCUUGUUCAAGUACCACUGCAAGCCUCCGCAUCACCAGCAAAAGAUAAAGUAGUAUCUACCUCAGAAGAUGUAAGACUAAAAGAAGCCAGUGACUCCUCUGUUAAACGAAGGCCAUCAGUAACUCCUGGUGUAACAGGAUUGAGAAAUUUGGGAAAUACUUGCUAUAUGAAUUCUGUUCUUCAAGUGUUAAGUCAUUUACUUAUUUUUCGACAAUGUUUUUUAAAACUUGAUCUGAACCAAUGGCUAGCUGUGACAGCUAGUGAUAAAACAAGAUCAUCUUAUAAGCAUCCUCCAAUCACAGAUACAGUAUAUCAAAUGAAUGAAUGCCAAGAAAAAGAAACAUGCUCUGUUCGCUCCAGACAUCCAAGUUUAUCAUCAGGACUAAGCGGUGGAGCAUCAAAGAGUAGAAAGAUGGAACUUAUUCAGCCAAGGGAGCCAAGUUCACAAUACAUUUCUCUCUGUCAUGAAUUGCACACUUUGUUCCAAGUCAUGUGGUCUGGAAAGUGGGCCUUGGUCUCACCAUUUGCUAUGCUACACUCAGUAUGGAGACUAAUUCCUGCUUUUCGUGGUUAUGCCCAACAAGAUGCUCAGGAAUUUCUUUGUGAGCUUUUGGAUAAAAUACAACAUGAACUAGAGACAACUGGUACCAGGUUACCAGCUCUUAUCCCCACUUCUCAAAGGAAACUUAUCAGGCAGGUUCUGCAUGUUGUAAAUAACAUCUUUCACGGACAACUUCUUAGUCAGGUUACAUGUCUUGCAUGUGACAACAAAUCAGAAAUCUUAAACGUGGAGCCCUAUUGCUGCAGGAAGUCCCUGAAAUCCCUCAGACCAGAAUGUUUUCUCUAUGAUUUAUCUGCUGUAGUAAUGCACCACGGGAAAGGAUUUGGCUCAGGACACUACACUGCCCACUGUUAUAAUUCCGAAGGAGGGUUCUGGGUACACUGCAAUGAUUCCAAGCUAAGCAUGUGCCCUAUGGAUGAAGUAUGCAACGCCCAAGCUUAUAUCUUGUUUCAUACCCAGCGAGUUACUGAGAAUGGACAUUCUAAACUCUUGCCUCCAGAACUCCUGUCUGGUAGCCAGCAUCCCAAUGAAGAAGCUGAUGCCUCUUCUAAUGAAAUCCUUAGCUGA
Messenger RNA from Physeter macrocephalus (sperm whale), 2005 nucleotides. Its product is annotated as ubiquitin carboxyl-terminal hydrolase 44-like. Gene Ontology annotation, cellular component: cytoplasm. Lineage: Eukaryota; Metazoa; Chordata; Mammalia; Artiodactyla; Physeteridae. The transcript has a single exon. Gene Ontology annotation, molecular function: cysteine-type deubiquitinase activity; zinc ion binding. The record is from RefSeq and is a predicted model, not a curated record. The coding region runs from base 209 to 2005 and encodes 598 amino acids. Gene Ontology annotation, biological process: protein deubiquitination.